AUGAUUAAUUAAAAAGUGCUUGUUCAACUCAAAGACAAUUAUCAACCUGGCAUCCUUGUAGCCAAAGACAAGGUCCAAUUGGAUGAUGGUUAAAUUGUUUUGACCAAUUCAAUCAUUGACAAUACCAUACCUAACACCAACAUACAUCAGAUUAUACACUAAUUGCUAAACAACAAAUCAGUCAAUAUCAACGACUGCUUAUUCCUAAUGGUAAACAAUUCAGCCAUUUAAUUUUAAUUUAAUUGCAAUGAAAGUUACUGCUUUCAAAUUUCAAAUUCAAAUAUUCUCUCAUUUAAUCAUCUAAUAGAAUAAAUCGAUCAUAAAUAAUCUAAAUUAUUAUAGAGUUUAAUUAUUUUGAAUGAACUUUUCAAAUUUAAUUCAAAUGAUAACAACUUAAUUACCAUUUUUAAUAACAACUGUUUUCAGUAUAAAUAUUUUAAUAUUUCAAAUCGAAUUUUUGCUAAAAAUUUUAAAUUUCCUAUUUUGAAUUUAUUUUAUAAUUAACUUACAAAUGAAAAUAAUAACUAUAUAACCAAUUCAAAUACCUAAACUUAAUAUUAAUAUCCCUUUUAGUAAAUUGAAGAAUACAACAAUUACAUUUUAUAGGAUCUUUUAAAAUCAAUUAAUCAGAUUUCAACCUUCUAACUUCUAUCCAAAUUAUUCUCCUCUAUAUUACUGCUUCAAAUGAUUAAAUUCGAUCAACUCCAACAGCAAUCAGAAUUAAUCAAUAAAAUUGAAUCCAACCUUGAUUUAGGUGCUUAAUCAUUAUGCACAGAAUUGACUAUCAAAAAGAGAAAAAUGGGGAACAAAUUUAUUGAAUAAUAAAUGAAUCAAUAAGAAAUGGAAAUAAUCAAAGAUUAAAUUUCUACCUUCUUAUAUUAUCUAGCCAGGCAGAUCACCUUUAAUACGAACUAAGUGAAUAAUAAUGAUACUUAAACCUUUAUUAGUUUAUUGUUUUAUUCUUCAUUCAAUACAAUUCAAACUAACUUAGAAGCAUUAAUUGAAAAUUAUUCCAUUGAAAAACUCAAUUACUAAUUUUAUAAUCGAAUUAAAAUCGAAAGGGAACGAGAUUUGAAGGAAGUCUAAAUUCAAUUUGCUCAAAUUACUCUAACGACAAAUCUGUAAAUCAUAGAGCUUUUUGAUAAAAAGACUGUUGGUUUAAUUGGAAUGAUUGAGGAGCAUACUCUGACUAAUACAGAGGAAGGGAAACUUAUCGAAAAGAUUAAAUCUCUUUAGAGAACAUAUGUUAAAUAGAUGAAAAUUUAACCAUAGAAUCCACAACUGUUUACAAUCAACCAUUCAUAUGGCUAGAUUAAUUAUAGUGUUGCUGAGUUUAAAGUAUAAAAUAAAUUUGAAUCUUUAUCAAAAGUUGCAGAAUUCAUUUAAAGUUCAAAAGAUUAAGUAAUUUCUUCAAAUGCUCAAACAUUAAAUGUGUAAUAUAAAACCAACAUUGAAUAAUAUCAGAAUUACAUGACCAAAAUUAAUGAGGAAUAAGAAAAGUGUAAUCAGAUUAUGGUUCAUCAAAUGAAAAAUUAAAAUUAUUAAGAUAUUCUCAAAUAACUAGAAUAGUACAAUAUUCAAAACUAUCUAAAUUAUUAUUAUUAAAUCUACCCUUAUAGAUAUGAAGUAUAAGAUUUUGUAGAUACAAUAAAUUAAAUCUAUUUUGUUCCUCCUUAAUUUACUUUAUAAGAAAAGUUAUCCUAUUGCUAAAAGAAGAUUUAUUAAAUUGAUCAUCUUGUUAGUGCUAAUAAUCUGCUCUUUCUUACAUUGGAGUAAUAAUUAAAAAUUGAGACUAUCAACGACAAUUGUGUUACCAAAUUUAUCAAUUUCAAGAAAUUAUUGAAGAAAAACUAUCGUUCAUACAUUUUAAGAAAAAAAUUAAAACCCAAGAUUAGAAAAAUAAAGAUUAUGAAUGCUAUCGUUUAAUUAUAAUAAGCUAUAACAAAAACUGGGGCGAUUUUAUAAUGGAAUCAUGUGAUUUAAGAUAUAUAAUUCAUCUAAUACUCAGUGAGGAAAUAUUUAUAAAAGCAGGCAUUUAAGAAAUAGAUGUUUGCAAGGUCGAUUUUGAGAUCUGUAAUUGAUUCAGUAUGGGUUAAAGUUGAAAAUUUGAUGGCAAUUAAAUUAUAAAAGAUUUUUAGAGGCAAUAAAAUUAGAUCUUAAAAUAAUGAAAUAAUAAGUCAAGUCAAACAAAAAAUGAUUGAAUUCAUAAAAUUAAAAAAAACAAUUUUUAUCUAAAAAAACAUUAGGAAAUAUUUGUGUCAAAAAUAUUAUAACUAAUAAUUAAAUAAGAUCAUAUCGGUUUAAAGUUAAUGGAGAAUGUUAAAAACUAGAAAAAACUACUUGAAGGUCAAGAAUUAAAUUAUAUUUAUUUAAAGACAAUUUAAACCAAUUAUUCUUAAGUCCUUAGUGAAACAUAAAGAAUUUUUAAACUUUGAGAAAAAGGAGACAAUCUAACUCAAUGAAUUCUUAAAAAAUAAUAAUAAAAAUUUAUUAGAUUACGAAAAAUUACUAAAUUAAUAGUUUGAUGAUUAAAAGAUUAGGAUAUUUUAAAUAAUUCUUAAUCUAGAAUUUUUGGUUGAUUUGACAGACGUUUGCUUUGGUUGGCUAUAAAAUUACAGUUUAUAUUGGUCAUAAUGUUUUCAUAAAAAUAAACCAAUAUAAUUCUUGGAGGUUUCUGAGACCUAGACCUUUGCGGUUGAUGCAGUAGGCAAAGUGUAUCAAUGGGGAUUGAUUGAUGAUGUAUUAAUUUAGAGCAAUGUAAAGUAUUUUUAAUCAGGUGAGAAUUUAGCAAUUUAUUAAAAUGAUAAAUGGAAUUGUUUAAGCCUUGAUGAGAAAUAAGCUAAGCAAAAUAUGGCUUCUAAUUAUUCAUCUAUGUAUAUUAAGAGUAAUCACAUGUUUGGAUAUAAAGAUAAUAGUAUUGAUAGUUUUAUAUAUUCAACAAAUUAAGCAUUAAGAAAUAGUACUUUAGAAUUUAAAAAGCCAAUUGAUUAAAUAUCCUGUGGACAUAAUUUUAUCCUCUAUCUUACAAAGGGGUAAUUGUGGUCAGUCGGUUCUAAUAAGUAUGGGUAAUUGGGUUUGGGAGAUUACAAUGAUAGGAAUACACCAAGUUAAGCAUAAAUUGAAAACGUGAUUUGGAUAGAAUGUGGUUAGACACAUGCAGUACUAAAAACUUUUAAAAAGUGCUUUGGAGUCGGAAAUAAUAAAUACGGAUAGUUAGGGUUACAUAAAAAAUGUUAUAAUUCUCCUUAAUGCCUAAUCAGUCCUAUGAAUGAAAAUGUCUUAUCUAUAUCAGCAUCUUAUAGAGGCACAUUAUUUAUAUCAGAGUCUAAUAAAAUCUUUAUGACAGGACAAUUUUAUACAAUAUAUUGA
This is a messenger RNA of Paramecium tetraurelia, 3369 nucleotides long. RefSeq lists its product as uncharacterized. Gene Ontology annotation, molecular function: protein binding. NCBI's taxonomy places the organism in Eukaryota, Ciliophora, Oligohymenophorea, Peniculida, Parameciidae. The transcript is spliced from 3 exons. The record is from RefSeq and is a predicted model, not a curated record.